CCUGGUCACCGAAUGCAAGCAUACACUUAGCAAAUACUAUCCUGGUCGCCUCGACAAAUUUAAUUUCGAUUCACUGAUAUUUAUUGAAUAACUAUAUGCCUUGCGAAACUGUGGCAUGCUUUGAUUAAAUUCUAUUUUGAGAAUACGCGGUGUAAACCCACAAACGUUGCGUGAAGAAUGCCUUCCUCUGAGGCUAGUUCUGACCAUGAAAAUAUUGAGAAUACUCGCACUCAGCUGAAAAACUUGCGUAAUACAAUAGACCACCUAGAGGCCGUUUCAAUUGUGCCAUCAAAGCAACGACACACGAGUGUCACCGAGCUUGUCGGUGAUAUAGCAUCAGACGCGUAUGACAUUGGUAUCCCAAGCGAUGCUCUGGAGCAAUUGAUUGAUGUACUCACGAAGCCAAAUAACUUGGAUCAAGCAACAACUACCACGCUAAUCAAGAACCUAUAUGCCCAAGAAAGGGUAUCGUCUAUAAUUGUAACCAAGGUUAUAGGAGGCCUUGGGCCGGGCAAAACAAAACCGUCUCUAGCAACCCAGGCCUUACUAGUGCGAUGGCUGCUCUUAGUUUACGAAUGCCUGGAGGAUCAGUCAUAUCUUUCAAAGCUCUAUUCGGUUUUGUUCAACCUUCUUGACAUGAUAAGCUUGCGUCGGCCACUAUGCCACUUGUUAUCUUUAAUAACACGAAGACGGCAUGUAAAGCCGUUCAGAAUCCAGGCUGUUAUGGAGCUUUUGCGGAAUGCAGGCGACGAUGAGAAAGAACUUACGGGUCUCUUGAGAGUUUUCAAGAACUAUUAUCCUGAUAUUAUUGUUGGAGAGGUCGGACGCCUAAAAUUCUUUUUCAAACACCCUGACCCUGAGUGGACUGCCAAGCUUAAGCAAAUCCAACAUCGAACGAGGGAGAGAUCUCAAUUUAUGACUGGCUCUAGCACUUUCCAAGUUGUUCGACGUGGCGGUUUCAAACGAAGCAAAGUGGAAACCAUUAUUCCAGAGAUUCAGACAUCUAGGGUACCAGCUAACCACACAUCUUUGGAAGAGCUGAGGAAUGUGGACGACUUCGUGCAACGCUUUGACCAAAUAGAACUGCCGAAUCAAAUAAUUUCAGUACUGGAUGACCGCUUGGCACAAAAAUACAUGGCAAUUGUAGGCCCCGAUAUCGCCAAAGACCGACUGGAAGAUUGGCUCGAGGUGUUCCUAAAGGACGAAGCUGAUCGGGCGAGACUUCCUGAUCACAAUGAACCGCAAGUUCUCCAGUACAUUCUGGAAGCUGUGUCUGGAUAUGCGCAAAGGACAAAGCAAUUACCCCAUGCAAUUCAAACGUUUCUCAAAUCCUAUCUUCGAACUUGGGAUGGUCAAACCAGCAGAGAAGAAAUUCUCAAUAUUUUGCAAUUCUUACCAAAAGGUCCUUUUGAUGAACUCAAACGUGACUAUUUAGGGUGGUUAGAUACCGCGUUGAUAGACCACACAGCAUCCUCUCGAACCAGUCUUCUUGAUUUCUACGCAAACUUGAUCCGAAAAUGGGGGAUUGACCUGAGAGCAGAAAGCCCUCCAUCCUCUGCUGACGGAUUCCAACCCUUGAUUGCACUCAUCACUCAUGCAGAAUUUUUGUUGUUGUCAUUAAUGGAGCUUCCCCCUUCUCCAAUCGACCACAAUGUGAAGGGCAAAAACCCAGUUGUGACUAGUAUACUCGACAUAUACGCCAACCUCGCGGAACUCUAUUCCUAUGCCGCAGCUAAUGGCAACAUUCGUUUAACUGUCCCAUUAGCACCAGCUGUAUAUAUCUUAGCCCUCACAUCAAACCUCGGCCAGAUUUCUCGCAUUUGCAGCAUUCUUGCUACAUACAAAAACUCAUUCGAGGCAUCCCUGACUUCGAAAACAUUGCAAUCGCCAGUGAAGUCUGUUGGAGGCUUCUAUGCCCCAGAGAUGGUUGGGCUUUUCAAUGGUUAUGUCAUGGAUCUAUGCAACCUUAUAUGGCGGAAUCGCGCGCUCAAUAACGAAGAUCAGAACUCUCUCGGUUGUUUGAUCCCUAAGGUGGCCAAAGAUGCAUUGGAUGAGUACAUCAAUGACUCGAAUGAAAUUUUGAAACGCCGCAGGGGUCGUCUUGAAGGGCCGGCAUUCAAUCACUCCCUUGGGUUGAUGUUUUCUCUGAGUCAUCAUGUUGCACUGGCAAGUCAUUCUGCAGCUUGCUUUGCCGCAUUUGAGGACCAGGAUAUCACUCGCGAAAGCCAGCUGAGGCUCAGAAAACCUGUGACACAGAAGAAUCUAACCGCACAUGAGAAAGAUGGUGGAGCAAAGCUAAGCUGGCAAGAGUAUAGAGUCAGGAUGCUUGAUUGGUUUGAGGAACUGGGCAGCGAAGGCAUUGGAAGGUUAAUGAGAAGUACCAUGAAAGCAUUGCGCAAAGAGGCUUGAUCUGUGUUUAUAGAAUUAAGUCUCUAUUUGCUAAUUAUACAUUUAUUAUAUUUUCACAAGUUCCGUAUACUACAUGUUGGUCGU
Molecule: messenger RNA, 2493 nt
Organism: Talaromyces proteolyticus
Lineage: Eukaryota; Fungi; Ascomycota; Eurotiomycetes; Eurotiales; Trichocomaceae
Product: Mis6 domain protein
Exons: 4
Coding region: 178-2409 (743 amino acids)
Cellular component (GO): cytosol; kinetochore; nuclear body
Source: RefSeq, a predicted model, not a curated record